Molecule: messenger RNA, 789 nt
Organism: Fusarium musae
Lineage: Eukaryota; Fungi; Ascomycota; Sordariomycetes; Hypocreales; Nectriaceae
Exons: 2
Coding region: 1-789 (262 amino acids)
Source: RefSeq, a predicted model, not a curated record
AUGGCCGAGCAGGUUCCCACUGAGCCAAACAGUGCCGCUCACCCUACUAUUCCCACGCAAACGACGAUCCCGUCCCGAGGACCAAAACCAAAACCAACGUUUCCUGUCGCAGAUCCACCGACAGAAUGGUCAACCUAUCGCAUGGACAAGAAGAUUGAGUGGCUGAACACUCACGGCCUCAAAAGUGACAACACAAUAAACCUAGGAGAUUGCUAUCGUUGCGGCGUCAAACUGCGCCAAAUGCUCUCUGUUGUAGUCAAACCGAUAUUUGACAUCAGAAUGCAGAUCAAUGCCCACUAUCCACAUACUCAAGUGCAGGAAGAUGUCGAAGUCUUUAUCACGGCAUUGAAUGAUGGAGUGAAUGAUCUAUCGGACUUCAUCUACCGAAAUGUCUACGAGUUACUUCAAAAUGGCCAGUUCCGGGAUGAAGCACAAGCGAUAACUCCCGUACCCGUUCCUGAGCUACUGACCAUCAGUGAAUAUGACUUCCCGCAACCAAUUGAAACCGAUAAACCACUUCAUACCGAACCAUUCUGCGUAUUAGUCGAGAUCCUGGACCUUCUCGUCGACAGAUGGCCAUGGUUGAAUGACCCUAAACCAGGCAAGCAAGUUUCAUGGGAACAUCUCAUACAAGAGGUCAUAAUAACCGGCCAGGGAUUCUUCACUGAAUAUGGGGAUUUAGAAAACGGCAACGAAACUGGUGAUGAUGAGAUAUUGUCUCACGCAAUGAGUGGUGGUCUACACCUCGGACUUGGUCGUGGAGACAACAAUGAGAACAAGAUGUACUGA